UGUCUUCAUAACUUAUGAUGUUUGGGGAAUGGGAGGGCAAGUCUUCGUAAACGCCACGUUGGAAGUGUUGACAGGGGGUUGAUUGCAAAUUAAAAGACAUUUGAGUGAUUGCAAGUUGGUGUGUUGUAGUCUUAGUUGUAAAAUUCAAAGGUACUCCUUAUUGUUGUGUUUCGCUGAAGCUGCCAAGAUGAAGGUGAAGGAAAUCGACAGAACAGUAAAUGUUGCCUGGUCUCCAGCAACUCAAUAUCCAAUUUUGUUGGCUGCUGGUACAGCAGCUCAGCAACUUGAUUCUUCAUUUAGUACAUCUGCUGCAUUAGAGCUAUAUUCUCUCAAUUUGGGUGAACCAGGUCUAGAUAUGGAUCUCAGAGUGUCAGCUCCUAGUGAUUACAGGUUCCAUAAAAUUGCUUGGGGUGCAUAUGGACCUGCCCAUGAAAAAGGAAGUGGUAUUAUUGUGGGAGGUUGUGAUGGUGGUCGCAUUCAGAUAUACAAUGCUUCUAAAUUGUUGUCUGGAGAGGAUGGUCUUAUUGUAUCCCAGGAAAAACAUACUGGUCCAGUACAGGCACUAGAUUUCAAUCCAUUUCAGAGUAAUUUGCUGGCUACUGGUGCUUCUGAGUCAGAAAUAUUCAUCUGGGAUCUUAAUAAUGUUUCUACCCCAAUGACUCCUGGUGCUAAAGCUCAACCUCCUGAAAAUGUUGUUUGUAUGUCAUGGAAUCGACAAGUUCAACAUAUUCUUGCCUCUACAUUUGCUCAACGUUGUGUGGUGUGGGAUCUUCGAAAGAAUGAACCAAUUAUAAAACUCAGUGAUGGGACAACGAGAAUUCGAUGGAAAGUUGUUGCAUGGCAUCCAGAAGUUGCAACACAGAUGUGCUUAGCUUCAGAAGAAGAUCAGAGUCCUGUUAUUCAGCUGUGGGACCUCAGAUUUGCUACUUCACCCCUUAAAGUAUUGGAAGGUCAUCAGCGAGGAGUGUUAUCAAUUGCUUGGUGUAUGCAGGAUUCAGAACUGCUUGUCAGUUGUGGAAAAGACAAUCGAAUUUUGUGUUGGAAUCCAGAAAGUAGUAAUCCGGGAGGGGAAGUAGUUUGUGAUGUUGCUACCACUAACCAGUGGAAUUUUGAUGUCUCAUGGUGCCCUCGGAAUCCUGCCUUGAUAGCUGCCUCAAGUUUUGAUGGACAUAUUGCUGAUUCUUUCCCUGGAAUGGAAGCGUAUGCCCAAGCUCCUGUAACACAACAACAUCAGGUUCCAGUAGAUUUACGAAAACCACCAAAGUGGCUUCGAAGACCUGUUGGAGCUUCUUUUGGUUUUGGUGGCAAAUUGGUGAUAUUUGAGAAUGCGACAGCAGCUGAAAUAGCUGCAGCUGGUGGUGGACCACCCAUGAGAACUAUUCGUGUAAGCCAAGUGGUGACAGAACCGGAGCUUAUUCAGCGUUCGACAUUGCUUGAGUCAGCUUUGCAAAGUGGACAGUACGUUGAGUUUUGCCAAAAUAAAAUCACACUCAGCACAAAUCCACAUGACAAAUAUGUGUGGAGUUUUCUUCGAGCAAGUUUCAGUUUGAAUCCGCAGACUGAGCUUUUGAAUCUUCUUGGUUUUAAGCAGGAGGAGUUAAAUGCAAAGCUGAACAGGUUGUUAGGCAAACCUGCCAACGCCAGGCCAGACCCAGUGGAGAAUCUAAGUGAUGGAGUUGCUGGUUUGGGCAGAGAGAAUGAAUCAGGGGAUGAUGAUGGUUCAGAUGAUUUGCAGAUAAAUUCUGGUUGGGCACCGGAUGGUGAUGCUAGUGCUGCCUUUGAUGCCAUUGCUGCAGAGAACCAGUUUAACAACAUUGAUGCCAAACCACUUCCUCCCCUGAAAAUUCCUGUUGGUGAUGAUACUGAUGGCUUGAUAAGUCAAGCUUUACUCCUGGGGAAUAUUGAAUCAGCUGUGGAUUUGUGCCUAAAUGAUGGCAGAAUGGCUGACGCAAUUAUUUUAGCCAUGACAGGAGGAAAUGAGCUUCUUGCCAGGACACAAUAUCGAUAUUUCCAGCAAAGCAAAGGGCAGCUUGCUACUCUGAUAUCAGCUGUGGUGACGGAGGAUUGGAGUCAGGUUGUGAAGGCCUGUGAAGUUGACAGUUGGAAAGAAGCGCUGGCUGCCACACUAACCCAUGCCAAAAAUGAUGAAUUUCCUAUUCUUUGUGAGCAAUUGGGACAGCGGUUGGAGCAAGAGGGUCACGGACCUCAGCGAAUGAAUGCACAACUGUGUUACAUUUGUGCUGGCAGUGUGGGCCGCCUCGUUGAUUGCUGGAGUGAUUCGAUUAAGCCAGACUCUCCCAAUAAGAUGCAGGAUCUGGUUGAGCGUGUGAUGAUUUUGAGUAAAGCUGCAGAGUUUCAAGGUCAUAAUGUACAAAUAUCUGGAAGUCUGGCACAAUUUUUAUCACAAUAUGCAGGCAUUUUGGCUGCCCAAGGAAGUUUGAACGCAGCUGUUACUUACCUGGGCAAUUCGGAUGAGGAACAAGUCAAGCAGCUGAGAGAACGACUUCUCUGUGCACUUGGGCACCAAUCAGCAUACGCAAACCAUCUUCCACAGCAGUGCCAGCCUUCGCAGGUGCAGCAACAGCAACAGCAACAGCAACAGCAGCAGCAUGCGCAGAGCAGAGUGCAGCCAUCGAGCAGGAGGUCUUCAGCCUUCUACCCAGCGCCGGGAGCACAGCCAUCGCAGCACAACUAUGGAGGAGCUGCAUCUCAGCCACAGCCAGGAUACAGCCCCUUUCAGAUGAUGGGGCAGCAGACACACGUGAAGCCUGCGACACCAUCGUUCCCUGGCCAAGGUGUUCAGCAGCCUGGUGUCCCCAAGCCAUAUGCGCCUGCCCCCACACCUCCCAUCUCAUCACAGCCAUACAACCCACAGCCUUGUGUGAUCUCCACUGCAGGUUCAUUCAGGUCUUAUUCACCUGCUAACAUUUAUCAGAAGCCAUGGGAACAACCACAGAUGGUUGACAAGAUUCCAAAUGUGACACGGUGGACUGGAGGGGCCCCAAGCUCUCGUUCUCGACCGUACAUUCUCGACCCAUCUGUACAGUCAGGACCAGCCAUGGGACCUUACGGCACCAAUCCAUCUGUCGCACCCUUUUCUCCCACGCCUUCCGCUGCCCAAGUGCCAACUUCAGUAUAUCAGCCUCAAGCGGCAGUUUUCUCACAACAGCAACCGCAACAACCUAUAGGAGGAGUGCCUUACUCCCAGCCUGGUGCUGGAUACGGGGCUGGUGAACCUGCCCCUGCUCCUCCAAUGAUGCCACCAAACUUUGCUGCUAAUAAUGCACCGCCUGGUUGGAAUGACCCUCCUACACUUAAGGGCACAUCUAGAGCUCAGCUUCCUUACUAUGAUCUUAUGCCAAUGAAUGGAGGGUACUCAGAUCAGUCUGCUGCAUACAGUAACCUUCAACAACAACAACAGAUUCAUCAAUACAACCAGCAACAGCAACCCCUUCAACAACAUCAACAGCAACAACAACAGCCACCGCAGCAUUCCCCUGUUGUGAAGGCUGAGCCAGCCAAACCAAAGGGUCCUGUCCCAGAGGAGCACAUGUACCUGCAGACGGUGUUCAAUGAACUGCGUGAUCGCUGCAUGAAUGCUGCAACUAAUCCUCAAGCAAAAAGGAAACUUGAAGAUGUUGGGAGGAAGCUGGAGGUUUUGUAUGAUGCACUGAGAGAAAACAAGCUCUCUCCGAAUACGCUGUCUGCUCUGCAUCAAAUGGUGCAGUUGGUGCAAACAGGCAACUACACCAAUGGUCUCCAUUUGCACACACAACUUGUGUCUGGUCCAGACUUCUCCCAGAUAUCCAGUUUCAUGCCUGGACUCAAAGUUCUGCUUCAACUUGCUCUUCAACUCGGGGUUUACUUACAGUGAGAAAUAAAACAAAACAGAACAGUUUUGUAGUGACAUACAAGAGAUUGUGUCCAUCGUCAGAUAUUUCUUUUUUGGCCUAAAUUGUAGCUUGUUUUGUAUCACGAAGCAUAUUGCAAAUUACUUAAUGUGUACAGUAUUUGAUAUGUAAAUAGAACUUUUUAUUUUUAUGUGGAGUUAAACGGGAUAUACCAAACAAGAAAUCAGGAUUUUCCCGUGUAUAACUCCAGAAAAUAUAUGUAUGUAUUUAGAAAAUGUUACACAUAAUGCUUAAUCAUCAAUAUAGAUGCUAUUUAGGUUAAGCACUAAAACAUUCAUGAUAUUCAGGUAGUUGUUAUUUUGGAAGUACAUAGUACUUCAAUACAGGACCGAAUAUUUUAAUUUAAAGUACUAAAAUUGGAAAUGUUGGUGAAAGUUCCCACUUCAUGAAACGUGGAAUAAAUACUGAGGGAAGUGCUGAAACAAAUUGUGCAUUUCUCUGUUUAUUUUUGUAGGGUAGAUUGAGAUUGUCAUAUAUUUCUUGAGAGCUAAAACAAAUGAAUAUUUCAUGUUAUUUUUAUUUUGUUAUGUAAUAUUUCUUUUGUUUAUAAAGUUGUAUGUAUAAAUUAGAAUUCAGAUGCAUAUCUGUCUCAAGAAAGUGAUUAUCAAUGCUGUUUUUCUACAGCAGAAUUUGUGUGAUGUGUUAUAUCAAUAUUUAUUAUGAAAUUGAAAAACACUCUUGUAUACUUGUUCUGUGUAGUGCCUCCAAAGAAUGCCAUGUACAAAAAUCAUUUACAGAACCUAAUUUUCAACUAAAUGUUCAAAAAUUGUCAACUCAUGAUUGUUUGUAGUUAAAAUUUGAAUCCAAAAAUGCCAGAAAGUUGUUUUGAAUGUGUGCUUGUUAUUUUGCAUUGUUUGGAUAUUUUCUCAGAAAAUGAAGAAUAUAUUUUGUUUUAUCCAUGCCAAAAACUUUUUUUUCUGAAUAAGAACAUGUGGAACAUGCUUUUUAUUAUUUGUGCAGCUAUAAUAAAUGCAAAAGAAAGUGAUAGCCAAUUGUUUACAAAGUAAGAUACGUAUGGAAGAUGCUCUUGUAUGAUUUACACUAUGUUGCCUGUUACUGAUAUGUAUAGUACCAGAGUACCAUUGCCAAUGAUUUUGUACAUAAAAGGGAUGCAAACAAUAUUUGUAAUAUGGAUAGUACUGGUAUAAAUGCUUGCUGAUUUUAAUGUUUAGUGACAUUUUUAAUAAAAAUUAUGGUGCUGUCAGGAGAUGUGUGAUGUUUGUUAACAGAAUCAGGAUAUGUGAAUAAAAUGAUUUUUACCAAUUAGCA
Gryllus bimaculatus (two-spotted cricket) is the source of this 5180-nucleotide messenger RNA. The record is from the annotation of a GenBank genome assembly. Lineage: Eukaryota; Metazoa; Arthropoda; Insecta; Orthoptera; Gryllidae.